Molecule: messenger RNA, 1428 nt
Organism: Miscanthus lutarioriparius
Lineage: Eukaryota; Viridiplantae; Streptophyta; Magnoliopsida; Poales; Poaceae
Source: the annotation of a GenBank genome assembly
AUGUCGACGAGGAGGCAUUUUGCGAUAUUCACCACCGCAAGCCUCCCAUGGAUGACGGGAACAGCCAUCAACCCUUUGUUCCGGGCUGCUUACCUGGCAAAAAAUGGUGAUAAGGAUGUCUCGCUAGUGAUCCCCUGGCUUUGUCUAACGGACCAAGAGUUGGUUUACCCUAACAAUAUUGUAUUUGACUCGCCUUUGGAGCAUGAGAACUAUGUUCGUCACUGGAUCGAGGAGAGGAUUGACUUCAGGCCAUCCUUCAGCAUCAAAUUCUACCCAGGGAAGUUUUCUAAAGAAAUGAGAAGCAUUCUCGCUGUUGGAGAUAUUACAGAAUGCAUUCCAGAUGAAGUUGCUGACAUUGCUGUGUUGGAAGAGCCUGAGCAUCUGAAUUGGUACCACCAUGGGCGAAGAUGGAAAAAUAAGUUCCGGCGAGUUAUAGGAGUUGUUCAUACAAAUUAUCUAGCAUAUGUAAGGAGAGAAAAGAAUGGUCAAGUUAUUGCUUGUUUCCUCAAGUAUGCUAACACUUGGGUAACUCGAAUCUAUUGCCACAAGAUUAUCAGAUUGUCAGGUGCCACCCAAGAUCUGCCCAGGUCUGUUAUAUGCAAUGUCCAUGGCGUUAAUCCAAAAUUUCUUGAGGUAGGCAAGCUAAAGUUGAGGCAGCUGCAGAAUGGGGAGAAAGCCUUCACAAAAGGGGCAUACUACAUCGGGAAGAUGGUAUGGAGUAAGGGAUACAGGGAGCUUCUUGAUCUGCUGUCCAAAUAUCAGAGCAAGUUGGUUGGUCUUGAAGUGGAUUUAUAUGGCAGCGGAGAAGAUUCUGACGAGGUCUGUGAAUCUGCCAAACGUUUAAGUUUGUCUGUCAAUGUUCAUCCUGGUCGUGAUCAUGCAGAUCCCUUGUUCCAUGAGUAUAAAGUGUUCAUCAAUCCCAGCACCACAGAUGUGGUCUGUACGACCACCGCUGAAGCCCUGGCAAUGGGAAAGAUAGUUAUAUGUGCCAAUCACCCGUCAAAUGAGUUCUUCAAGCAAUUCCCCAACUGCCGUAUCUAUGACAAUGAAGACGAGUUUGUACAACUAACACUGAAUGCUCUAUCAGAGCAACCUGCUCCAUUGACAGACAUGCAGAGGUACGAGUUGUCAUGGGAGGCUGCGACUGAGAGAUUCAUUGAGGCUGCUGAUAUAAAUCCUCAUGUGCCGGAGUCCAGGACCCAUCAAAGCUCGAGGGCUUUGUUGCCUGCUUUUCUGAGAACUCGUAAACUGAAACAGAACUUAGAGGACGCGUCAGUUUACCUGCACCAAGCCCUCUCAGGUCUGGAAGUCACUCGCUGUGCGUUUGGUGCUGUUCCUAAGACGCUGCAGCCUGACGAGCACCUCUGUAAAGACCUUGGUUUGGCUCCUCCGGUAAAGAGGAAAAGGCUGAAAUUUAAGAUGACGUAA